Molecule: messenger RNA, 988 nt
Organism: Cydia strobilella
Lineage: Eukaryota; Metazoa; Arthropoda; Insecta; Lepidoptera; Tortricidae
Product: craniofacial development protein 1
Exons: 4
Coding region: 141-932 (263 amino acids)
Cellular component (GO): Swr1 complex
Source: RefSeq, a predicted model, not a curated record
AGAAUGAAGUUAGCAGAACAUGAGUAAAAGAGUGUUUGUAUUGUGGAAUUAAAUAACUAUAUUUUGUGAAUGUUAAUCUGCCUCAGAAUAGAAAAUAUAUUAAGUUUGCGAGUUAAUUCAUCGUCUCAUCAUUAAUCAAGAUGUCGUCCGAAAGUGACAGUGAUGAAGAAUUCGUACCAGGUGAACCUGAACAGGUUUCCGAAGAAGGCUCUGCUGAUGAAGAGACUGAUCUACAGUAUGAAAAAGAACAGGAAAUCAAGACUAAAAAACGAAAAGCUGCACAAGAAAGCAACAGUAACAAUAAAAGGAGAACUAGAAAUGCAGUAAAAGAACCCACACCUGAACCGGAAGAAAAGAAACCAGAGACAAAUCUAGAUCCUGUAGAAGAGAAGAAAAGAGAGGAAGAUCUAUGGGCUAAAUUCUUAGCAGGCACAGGAUCCGCUUCUAAAGCUCCUGCGAAAGAAACACCAGUGAAACAAGCAGAAAAAAGUGAAAUACCUAAUAAAGUGGCGGAACCUAAAGCACAAGCUAAAACAAAUAGUAUUCAAGAUGACAUAAAAGCUAGAGAGCAGAGGAUAUUCCAGUUUGCUGGUGAAACUAUUGUUGUUGAAAACAAUAUCAUCAAAGAGAAAAUUAAAACUGCAGAAGCUCCAGCUACAGUAAGCAAACUCAUCCCGCAACGGAGCCGCGGCUCGAGUGGCCUGGCCGACGUGCUCGGACAACUCAACAAGAAGAACAGCUUGUCCACGCUGGACAAGUCCAAGCUGGACUGGGAGACGUACAAGAAAGACCAGGACAUCAAUGAAGAAAUACAGAGUCACAAUAAGGGGAAGCAUGGUUACCUGGAGCGCCAAGACUUCUUGGAGCGCGCGGACCACCGUCAGUACGAGAUCGAACGCGACAUGCGCCUCAGCCGCCGCAGCAACCGAUAAUUGCAUGCCCUUUUACCUGGUACCCACGCUUACUUAAAUAAAUGUUAGUCGUAAAA